AUAGCAAAUUGAACUGGACCGACGGACGGGGCUUGAUUAAACUCACUCCUAAUCUGUGCUCCUGUUGAUAUCGGAGACCACCUCAGGACCCUCACAUUGCUGAUUGUAUUGCAACCAUCCAACACCAUGGAUCGUCUCACUGAACACAACAACAAUUUUCAAUUAGCUUUGGAAGUACUACAGCAAGUUAUUGAAAUGACAGAUUCAAGUUUAAAACCAUUGGUUGAUGUUUGCAAACCACUGUUGGAGCUUGUGCUAGGUGAGAAACAAAGCAAGGAACAAAAGUUCAUGGCUGAUGAGUUCUUAAAGUUACAGGAUGAAUUAGAGCAAAUUUCAAAAAUGGCAUCAAAUGUGAAAAAGCAGAUUGAAAUCAGUGGUGUAUACUUGAAAUAUUCUCCCAUUGAAGAAAAUCUAAGGGAUGCAAUAAGGAAUGUGCAGGAAAUCCAGUCUUACAAACCAGUGAAACAGUCAAUGAUUGAAGAAUUCUUGGAUGAAUAUCCCGAUGCUUUAGAUAUCGAGGAUAACCUUAAGAAUCUUUACAAAGGUGUGAUGGAAAAAUCCAUUUUGGAUAUCAAAAAGACAAGCCCUCGCGACAUUGACGAGGGCUGUGCUUGCAUUUAUAGACUCUUGUGCAAAGGCAUCUAUGCUUUGAUGAACCAUAAAGUUUAUACCAAGCAGACUGAAGAAGACUUGAAGGCAACAAUGGAUGAGUGGUCCAAGAAAGCUGCUGAAAUUCUACGCAAAAUGAGGGAAGAAAUUAAUGCCUACCUGAACGAUUUUCCAAAUCAGGCAAAAGCUGAUGUUGAAAACGUCUGUUUGGAAAAGGGCAGAGCAGUUUCUGAGGACAUCAUAGAGAGGUUAAUUGAGAAGUAUGGCUGGGUCCAUUGGUCAGUGAGGGCUUUCAACCCUUCAGCUAAUUUUGUCUUUAUUUCGUCUGGCGAGUUUCACGUUAUCAAAGGUGAAGGACAUUUUAGACAUAAGUAUCGUAACACCAUAAUUGUAGUUUCCUAUAGUAUUAACCCACAAUCCCUGGUUAAAAGUCAAAUUCACCAGUUGAUUGACAGACAAAUUAAAGAAGCCAGCAUUGAGGAAGCAGCUGAGAGUGUGCGUAGAAGUCUUCCUCACUGUGUGGUGCACAUUAUCAAGGGUAACAAGACCUGUGCAAAACACAGUUUUCCAGUCGAGUAUCACUAUGAGGAAAUCCACAGGAAAUGCUUCAAAUGCUGGUCUGUGUUCGUUCACUCAGAAUACUCACUUCAGGAAGUCUGCAGACCUCUUCAAUAAGGGGAAGGGAUAUCAGGUCUCAUAGGUGUGUGUGGCGUUUGCAUGUUCUCCCCCAAUGUGUCUGCGUUGGUUUUCACCUCUGGGUGCUCCGGUUUCCUCCCACAGUCCAGAAACAUGUUAGCUAGGCUGAGUGGCUAGGUCUCUAAAUUGUCCCCCCGGGUUGUUGUUGCCCUACGAUGGAUUGGGGUCCCGUCCAGGGUGCAGUCCCGCCUUGUGCCAUGUGUGCCUGCUGUGUUAGGCUCCGGCUUGUCACCGCAGCAACCCUCUAUAGCAGGGGUUGGCAAUCCUGGUCCUGGAAGGCCAGUGUCUCUCCUGGCUUUUGUUCUACCUGUGACCUAAAUUACUUAAACCAAUAAUUAGUCCAAUUAAGUAAAUGGACUAAUUAUUGGUCUAAGUAAUUUAGGUCACAGGUAACAAAAACCAGGUGGGACCCCACCAGCUGACCAGGAUUGCCCAGCCUUGCUCUAUACGUUAAAGUGGCCAUCGAUAAUGUAAGUAUGUAUCUUGCAAUAUGUUAAUGUGCUUAAGCUUAAUAUUAAACUUGUUUUUGUCUUAAACCACAAGUGAAGACAAAGAGCUAGAACUAUGUUAAAUGAUUCUGCACGUGCAAGUUAGACUUUAAAGUGAGAAGCCACAGGAAGAGGAUUCCAGAAAAAUCACCUCCUUAUUUGGAGCGGUAGAUUUGGGAAUGCAUCACACUUUAAGGGCAAACUUGUAUGUCAAGGAUAUUACAAGUAUACUGCUAUAGAGGUUUUGUUAAGAUUGUUAUUCAUUUUCCUUCUGUUGGCAAAAGUAAUUUUUUAUUAAAAAAAGUUGCAACUCUACUUUGCCUACAUAACUAUAUACUGUACAUAGAUAUACUGAAAGCGUAUGGAAGUACUGUUAGUUUGCUAAAAGACACCAGACUAAAUGAACUGUCCAAACAUGGGAAGCCAACCCUGGUGUUGGAGAGCCUCAGGGUGUUCUGGUUUUACACCUCCAGCCUCGCAGAUAACCAUCUCAAUGAUGGGGCUUCAUUUGUCAGAAUUACCAUUUGUUCCAGCAGGUAUUUAGCAAUUGAUGAUUUAAAGUUAGCUACAAAACCUGCAGAAUGGAGGCUGUCCAGGACAAGCGUUGACCAUUCCUGGUCUAAAUAAAACUCCUGAAGAUUUGAAGUAGAUCUGUAGAAUGCUUGAUUCAAUUUAAUGCUCCAAAAUAAAAUAAGGGUUAUUUUCUACUCUAAAUAAAUCUUUGAAUAAACGA
Polyodon spathula (Mississippi paddlefish) is the source of this 2526-nucleotide messenger RNA. RefSeq lists its product as uncharacterized. Lineage: Eukaryota; Metazoa; Chordata; Actinopteri; Acipenseriformes; Polyodontidae. The record is from RefSeq and is a predicted model, not a curated record. The transcript has 2 exons. Bases 127 to 1284 code for a protein of 385 amino acids.